Molecule: messenger RNA, 552 nt
Organism: Ostreococcus lucimarinus CCE9901
Lineage: Eukaryota; Viridiplantae; Chlorophyta; Mamiellophyceae; Mamiellales; Bathycoccaceae
Exons: 1
Biological process (GO): mRNA splicing, via spliceosome
Cellular component (GO): U2-type catalytic step 1 spliceosome
Source: RefSeq, a predicted model, not a curated record
AUGGGCGAGCGCAAGGUGCUGAACAAGUACAUCCCUCCCGACUUCGAUCCGGCCAAGAUCCCGCGCGGCAGGGCGCCGAAGGGUGGACAAAUCAAAGUCAGAAUCAUGCUCCCCAUGACGAUUUGCUGCAACACGUGCGGCGAAUUCAUCUGCAAGGGCACGAAAUUCAACGCGCGCAAGGAGGACGUCAAGGGCGAAGACUACUUGGGAAUACAAAUAUUUAGGUUUUACUUUCGAUGCACGCGAUGCAGCGCGGAGUUGGCGAUGAAGACGGACCCGAAGAACGGGGACUACGUCGUCGAAGCCGGGGCGUCGCGAAACUUUGAGGCGUGGAAGGACACGACGGAGGAAGAUGAGGCGAAAGCGCGCGCGGAUGAUGAGGAAAAUAACGAGAUGCGGCGAUUGGAGAAUCGAACGGAGGAGAGUAAACGAGAGAUGGAUAUCAUGGCGGCGUUGGACGAGAUGCGGUCGCUCAACGCGAGACACGCCGGAAUAUCGAACGCGGACGCUUUGAACGCGAUGACGGCGAAUACGAGAACGGAUAAGGAGAGG